CAAAGAAUAUAACACCACAACCCCAUUAAGUUAGGCAUUUCCCUAGGCACCCUGUCCAAGAUAUUCUGUAAGGCCUCAAAUAAUUUACACUUAUAAAAGAAGGGGUAAAAAGGGAAAUGUCAAAACAACCAAUGAAGAGCAAGGAAAGAAGGUGGGAGAAAAGGUGGAGGGGACCACGAGCUGGGAUGAGAGAACAGAAAGAGGGGACCACGAAUUGGUUACAAAAAGGCAGAGGUAGGGAAAGAAUUUUCUAAAAGUGAGUGAACUUUUAGGUAGGAGAGAAAGCCAACUCUCUUUAAGGUGCUGGAAAUUUCCUUGUCGUAGUUUUCUUCUUUUGGCAAGGCAGGGGAGAGUAAUUUUGAGAGGAGGGUUGCUGUAUUUUGGGGAAGGGUCAGUGAUGAAGAUCGAAUGUUUGUAAGGAAGAAACCAUAUAUAAAUAAUAGCAAGGAAAGUGCAGAAUAUUCAUCCAUCUGUCUUCUUCUUCUUCUUUCUGUUUUCUUUCUUUUUUAUUGUUCUGUUUUGUGCUCUGUUUAUUGAGCUUGCAGGGGAGAAGAUCGAACGAGUGUGUAAGAGGAUCUUACAAGUGGUAUCAGAGCCCGCUUCAUUCUGGGGCGUACACAAGCGAUGGCUCAGAAACAAGUGGAAGAAAGGCUGGAAAAAAAUGAGAAAGAGGUUUCGGAGAUGAAAGAAAUGCUGCUGGGUUUGUGCAAAAACAUAGAGAAGCUGACAGAAGAAAUGAGAGAAAGCAAUGCAGCUCGAAAGGCUGAGGAAUCGGGCGUUUCUGAUGGGAGAAGGAUGAAAAUGAAAGGGAAAGCUGAUGAAUCAGAGUCAAAUACGAGCAAUGGAGGAGGAGGAUUAGAUAAAAGUAUAAGAGGCUGGAAAUACCCGUUUUCGCUGGUGAGAACCCUGAAUCUUGGGUGUACCGGGCAGAGCAUUACUUUGAGAUACAUGAACUGUCGGAUCAAGAGAAAGUCAAGGUUGCUAUCAUCAGUUUUGGGCCGGAGGAGGUAGAUUGGUUUAGAUGGAGCCACAACCGGAGACCUAUUCGAACUUGGGAAGAACUAAAAAAGAGGAUGUUCAAGUACUAUAGACCUAUCGGAGAGGGAAGUUUAGGCGCGAGAUUGUUGAGAAUAAGGCAAGAAGGGACUUAUGCAGAGUAUGUGAAGAAAUUUGUCACAUAUUCAACACCCUUGCCCGACCUAGCUGAAGAAGUCCUUCGAGACGCAUUUGUUAAUGGGCUGGAACCAACCUUGAGGGCCGAAGUUAUCAGUAGAAAGCCAACUACACUUGAAGAAUGCAUGUAUGAAGCCCAACUAGUGAGUGACCGCAAUGUAGCCCUGAAGAUAGCACUAGCAGACCUGGGAGUCGUGGGGCCGUGCAAGAAGGAAGGCCCAGGCAGGGAUAGUCUAACUCUGAAGAGCGGGAAGAGUGCAGAGACACAAGGAACGAAAAGAAUUACCCUACCAGUGAAGAACAACUUUGUGAAGAAGGAACCAUCCAUGAAAAAACUGUCGGAUAGUGAGUUUCGCAAAUGGCUAGAUAAGGGAUUGUGUUUUCGUUGUAAUGAGAAAUAUAGCCCAGGCCACCGAUACAAGCUGAAGGAGAACCGGGAAUUGAUGUUGUUCAUCACCAAUGAGAAUGAAAAACCUGAUCUGGAACAGGAGGAAAAAGGGGAACCACCGGAGGAAGAAGAAAAAGAGGAAACGGUUGAAAUUGCCUUGAGAUCAAUCUAUGGCCUGUCAGCCAGGGGGACGAUGAAACUGAGAGGGAAAAUGAAGGGAGAAGAGGUUCUAGUGCUAAUUGAUUGCGGAGCCACGCACAAUUUUCUGCAUAAAAGGUUAGUUAACGAAUUAAAAAUACCUAUGAACAAGAAGUUCUCUGUAGUCAUUGGAAAUGGAGACAUGAUAAAAGGGGGAGGAAUCUGCAAGGCCAUUAACUUGGAACUACCCAACCUCAGAGUGAAGACUAACUUUCUGGCAAUUGAUUUGGGACAGAUGGAUGUGGUCCUAGGGAUGCCUUAGUUGUGUACAACCGGAUUCAUGGGAGUACAUUGGCCAUCUUUAACUAUGUCUUUUAUGGCAGGGAAUUCACAGGUCAUUUUGAAGGGUGAUCCAUCCCUAACCAAGGCUGAGAUUUCCAUCAAGACUCUCACAACAUCGUGGGAAGAAGAUGACCAAGGCUUCUUAGUAGAAUUUCAAAACUAUGAGUAUGACAGUGAGGACAAGAAGGAAGGGGAAGAGGAACUCAAACGGUCAGGGGAACUUCCACUUAUGAUCAGGGCCUUAAUCGAAGAAAAUCAAGACAUAUUUGAGGAGAUAAAUGUAAGACAAUAUAAGUAUGAGUAUGACCAUCGCAUCUUGACAAGCACGGAUCAGAAGCCAAUAAAUGUAAGACCAUAUAAGUAUGGCCACUGCCAGAAGGAAGAAAUUGAGAAGUUGGUGGAGGAAAUGUCGAGAGCAGGGAUCUUUUCUAGCCAAGCCUCAGACCAUAUUCCAGCCCGGUCCUACUAGUUAAGAAGAAAGAUGGAGGAUGGAGGUUCUGUGUAGACUAUAGGAAGUUAAAUCAAGCAACAGUGACCCAAUUGCAAGAGCAAAGCUCUACCAACUGAGCUAUAUCCCCCCGGAUCAAUAGUCUACUCUAAGCUAGAUCUGAGGUCAGGGUACCACCAAAUCAGAAUGAAUGAGAAGGACAUUGAGAAGACAGCUUUUCGAACGCAUGAAGGUCACUAUGAAUUUCUUGUCAUGCCAUUUGGACUCACCAACGCACCAGCUACUUUUCAAUCAUUGAUGAACCAGGUUUUUCGACCUUUCCUACGUAAAUUUGUACUUGUUUUCUUUGAUGACAUAUUGGUAUAUAGUCCUGAUUUAUCUACACACGAAACACACUUGGGAGUGGUCUUCAAUGUGCUUAGGGAUCACAAGCUGUAUGCAAAUAAAAAAAAAUGUACCUUCUUUCAGGCGAGGAUCCAAUAUUUGGGCCAUUAGAUAUCAUCGAAUGGAGUAGAAGUUGAUAAUGGGAAGGUUAAAGUGAUGAGGGAAUGGCCACAACCUCAGAAUGUGUCUGAACUGAGAGGGUUUUUAGGGCUUACAGGGUAUUAUACACGCUUUGUGCAAGGAUAUGGGAACAUAGCAGCCCCUCUCACCAAACUCCUCCAAAAAAAUGCAUUUGAAUGGAGUGAGGAAGCCAAUCAAGCCUUUAUGAAUCUGAAGCAAGCCAUGGUCACUGCACCCGUACUAGCUCUACCUGAUUUUUCCAAGAGUUUUGUGAUUGAAACGGAUGCAUCAGGGACUGGCCUAGGGGCGGUUCUUUCCCAAGAUUCGAAGCCUAUAGCCUACUUCAGCCAAAAAUUGUCAGCAAGGGCCCAAGGGAAGUCAAUUUACGAAAAAGAGCUGAUGGCAGUAGUGUUAGCAGUAGAAAAAUGGAGGCACUACCUCUUGGGAAGCAAGUUUACUGUGAUUCUAGACCAGAAGGCCUUGAAAUUUUUGAUAGAACAGCGUGAAGUACAGCCUUAAUUCCAAAGGUGGUUAACCAAACUGCUUGGUUACAAUUUCGAGAUUCUUACCAACCCGAGUUGCAAAAUAAAGCUGCAGAUGCCCUAUCAAGAGUGAGAGAACAAGGGGAAUUGUGCACCCAAUCAGCACCUACUGUUAUCGAUGUUGAAGUGGUUUUGAAGGAAGUCGAGGAGGAUGAGGAAUUAUAGAAAAUCAUCAUCACAUUGAAGGAAGACCCGGAGAGAAUGCCAAAAUAUAAAUGGCAGCACGAUCGCCUAACCUACAAGGACAGGUUAGUUCUAUCUAAAACAUCUAGUUUAAUCCCUGCACUGCUGCAUACUUUUCAUGAUUCGGUGUUAGAGGACAUUCGGGGUUCUUGAGAACGUACAAAAGAAUGAGUGGAAAACUAUACUGGCCGGGAAUGAAGGCAGAUGUAAAGAAAUACGUGGAAGGUUGCGAAAUUUGUCAAAGGAACAAGUUUGAGACACUCACACCAGCAGACUUACUUCAGCCUCUCCCGAUUCCUAACAUGAUAUUGGAAGAUUGGAGCAUGGACUUCAUGGAAGGGUUACCAAAAGCUGAAGGAUAUGAUGCUAUAAUGGUGGUGGUAGACCGAUUGAGUAAAUAUGCUCACUUCACCCCUCUGAAACACCCUUUUUCAGCAAAGCAAGUUGCUGAGAUAUUCAUUAAGGAAGUUGUAAAACACCAUGGAGUACCUCUGUCCAUUUUAACCGAUCGAGACAAAUUUUUUGUGAGCAACUUUUGGAAGGAGAUGUUUUCAACGA
Messenger RNA from Benincasa hispida (wax gourd), 4276 nucleotides. Lineage: Eukaryota; Viridiplantae; Streptophyta; Magnoliopsida; Cucurbitales; Cucurbitaceae. The record is from RefSeq and is a predicted model, not a curated record.